AUGACCAACGAUAGAUACACUGAGGAUUGGCUUGAGAGGGAAUUCGUGGGAUAUGGCUUUGAUCAGCCUGAUCCUAAAUGGCCUGGUGGAGGCAAGAUCUGCGUCAGCUUCGUUGUCCAGUACUACAUGGGAGCUGAGCUGAACAUCCUGGAAGGAGAUCCUACCUUCUGCUCGGAAUAUGUAGAGAUCCCAGCUAGAGCACCCCCUACUGCCAUGCGGAGUGAAGCCAACGAAAUGAUGUAUGAAUAUGGAGCUAGAGAAGGUGUCCCCAGACUUCUCGACAUAUUCAACAAAUAUAAAGUACCAGUCACAUGGAAUAUCUUCACUCGAGCGCUUGAAAAAGCUCCUUACUGGGUAAGGCCAAUCCUCGACUCUGGUGCGGAGCUUUCAUGCGGUGGACAUCGAUACAGAGAUAAUUUCUACGUUCAUCCAGAAGAGGAGGACAAACUCAUAGGCAAGAGCAUAGAUGUCUUGCAGGAAUUGACGGGAGACAAAACAAUUCCUAAAGGAUGGCUUGUCGAACGUCGAUCGAACCUGUCGACCAAGCUAUACUCUUUGACCCACAAAGAGAGAGGAUUACCCCUUUUAUACUCUUCCGACUCAUGUGCCGAUGAUGUCCCUUUUUGGAUACCCAGUCCUACUAAAGAGGAGAACCAAGGUCUUCUCAUGAUUCCAUUCUCAUAUGAUUGUUCGGAUCUGAGGUUCAAAAUGAAAGGUAGUGGUUUUGCUAGUCCCAAGGAUUACUUCCUGCAUCUGAAAGAUACGUUUGAUUGCUUGUACGAGGAGGGGGAAGCAGGAGAAGCCAAGAUGAUGACUGUGCUUCUGCACCCUCACAUCAUCGGUAGACCCAAUCGUGCUUUUUGGCUUGAAGAAUUCAUAAAAUACGUUCAAUCCAAACCAGAUGCUUGGGUGGCACGCAGACAGGAUAUCGCCGAACACUGGACAAAAACUUUCCCGUAUGAUUCUAAGACCGCAUUCGGGCAAACAAAAGUACCAGAGUGCGGUCAGAUCUCCAUUCCUAUGUGA
This is a messenger RNA of Kwoniella botswanensis, 1026 nucleotides long. RefSeq lists its product as uncharacterized. Gene Ontology annotation, biological process: carbohydrate metabolic process. Gene Ontology annotation, molecular function: hydrolase activity, acting on carbon-nitrogen (but not peptide) bonds. The transcript has 7 exons. Lineage: Eukaryota; Fungi; Basidiomycota; Tremellomycetes; Tremellales; Cryptococcaceae. Bases 1 to 1026 code for a protein of 341 amino acids. The record is from RefSeq and is a predicted model, not a curated record.